AUCAUUGAAAAUUGCAUUUUCACCAUAUUGGCCUGCACAUGGAGUCUCCAGCAUCUCAACAUCCCAAAUUUAGACGACAAAUUCUGGUCGAAGAUAUUGCGCAAGUGCAAGUGGGCGGUGCUGACGAUCUUCUUCCCGGAGUUCCUUAUGGCUCACGCAAUCUUUGAGUUCGUAAAGCCUGAUGAUACGUUUGAAUGGAAGUUGACGCACUCCUACUACGCAAAUAUGGGUGGUUUUCGCCUGUAUACCAGGGAGGAUCCUCCAAAAACUCUGACUCUGACUACAUUUCACCUUUCCAAAUGCUGGAGAAGCAUUACAAAGCCUCAACUCUCCGAGGAAGAAAUCAAGGACAAGAUUAAAGCCAACUUCUUCACAAAGGCCGUGGCUCUAGUUCAGAUCUCGUCAUUACUACUUUCGAUCUUAGUCCGAGUCAGAAGAGGCCUGGCUUUUUCCCAGCUUGAGCUGAUCACAUUAGCCUUUGCGAUAUGCGGCAUCCUUACCUACGUCUCUCGGUGGUACAAGCCGCAGGACAUA
Mollisia scopiformis is the source of this 534-nucleotide messenger RNA. RefSeq lists its product as uncharacterized. NCBI's taxonomy places the organism in Eukaryota, Fungi, Ascomycota, Leotiomycetes, Helotiales, Mollisiaceae. The annotation marks the transcript as partial. The record is from RefSeq and is a predicted model, not a curated record. The transcript is spliced from 2 exons.